ACUUUAUGUAUUUGGAUGUAUUCAAUUUGCUUAUUGAGAAAUACCUCACAGCUAACUCUACUUCAGAGCAUUAUUUUUUAUCUAUGUUUGAUGAUCAAAUCAAUAUUAGGAAAGGACUCGUCUCUUACGGUUAACAAUUCCGAAAGCGAUUUAUUAUUAACGCGCUCCGAAGAUUUAUCUAGUGAGGGAUGGAGGUAUAGUUGCAGUGGUUACGUCCAGAAACAUGACUUUGACCAGCAAUCACAACAAAGGAAAGUGAUGAGCGCUGGAUCAAUUUCAAUCCGAGGACAAAAGUCUUCUUCGUCAAACAGCUUUAACUCCAAUAUGUUCAAUGUUGAUUUCACAACGUACACACCAACACAUCAAUGGACAAAAACUUUGGAUUGCGCUGAAUUUGUGGGAGCAAAGCGAAGUAAGCACACAGUCGUUGCAUAUAAAGAUGCGAUGUAUGUUUUUGGCGGAGACAAUGGAAAAAAUAUGCUAAACGAUUUGAUAUGCUUUGGCGUGAAAGAUAAAUCGUGGGGGCGAGCAUAUGCAACUGGUUCAGCUCCUGCUCCUCGUUAUCAUCAUACAGCGGUAGUUUAUGGAAAUUCAAUGUUUAUUUUUGGUGGAUACACUGGAGAUAUUUAUUCAAAUUCCAAUUUAACUAAUAAAAACGAUUUAUUCGAAUACAAAUUUCAAAGUGCACAAUGGGUUGAGUGGAAAUUCGUUGGAAAGCAACCAGUCCCACGUUCGGCACAUGGGGCUGCUGUCUACGAUCAGAAGUUAUGGAUAUUCGCUGGAUACGAUGGUAAUGCUCGUUUAAAUGAUAUGUGGACAGUGCCUCUGGAUACUGAAACUCAUCAAUGGGAAGAAAUAGAACAGAAAGGAGAUCGACCACCAACUUGUUGUAAUUUUCCAGUUGCAGUUGCUCGAGAUUGCAUGUAUGUUUUUUCUGGACAGAGUGGUCUUCAAAUUACCAAUGAUUUGUUUGAAUUUCAUUUCAAAACAAAAACCUGGCGGAAAAUAGCCAACGAGCACGUUUUACGGGGAGCAUGCCCACCUCCGUCACGUCGUUAUGGUCACACUAUGGUGCAUCAUGAUCGAUUUCUCUACGUGUUUGGAGGUUCGGCUGACUCUACUUUGCCAAACGAUCUACAUUGUUAUGAUCUCGAUUCGCAAUGCUGGUCAGUUAUUAUUCCGGAAGCAAACUCAAAUGUUCCUUCAGGACGAGUUUUCCAUGCAUCGGCAGUUAUUGGCGAUGCCAUGUACAUUUUUGGCGGAACUGUUGAUAAUAGUAUACGUCGGGGUGAUACAUACCGUUUUCAAUUUUCUAGUUACCCACGGUGUACCCUACGAGAUGAUUUCGGGAAAUUUUUCAAUGAUCGACAAUUCUGCGAUAUUCAAUUUGUUAUUGGCCCCGAAGAAAUCAAGAUCUCUGCCCAUAUUGCUUUGGUUGCAGCGCGCUCCAAGUUUCUGAGAAACAAGAUAUUGUCUGCUCGAGAUGCUAGAAAUCAACACUUAGAAAAAGUAUACGGCGCUUUAGAUAUACCGUUUUCUGAUCGCCCUAUAGUUGAAGUUCGGCUGCCUAAUGCAACGACAGAGGCCUUCGAGAUUCUCCUCAACUACAUCUACACAGAUAAAAUCGAUUUGAAAGAAUCAUACGCCAAGAAUAUUGUUAUACUCAUAACAGAUAUAUAUCAGCUUGCUGGUCAGUUUUUAAUGCCGCGGUUAGCACAAGGUUGUCUUCAGUACUUGGAAUUUAAAAUUUCAAAAAGCAACGUCUUAGAGGCACUUUAUAAUGCAGAUAAAACAAAGAUACAAAUAAUAAAAGACUAUUGCAUGGCGUUCAUAGUAAAAGAUGACAAUUUUAGUGAUGUUGUAAUGUCAAGUGAAUUUGGUGAUCUUGAUAAACCUUUGUUGGUUGAAAUAAUUCGAAAAAAAUUAAACCCCGGGAAGCUACAAAUAGAGACAAACUAUGAUAAAAAUAUUGGUUCAACUCUAGAAGCCGAUAUGGCCGUUUUUCUUGAAUCAAUGGGGAAAGAUUUCUGCGACAUUAACCUUGUGCUAGAUGGACACAAAAUUCCAGCACAUAAAUCGAUAUUGUCAGCACGCUGCUCAUAUUUCCAGGCGAUGUUUCGAUCAUUUAUGCCCCCGGAUAAUAUAGUUAAUAUACAAAUUGGUGACGUUUCUCCCUCUUUGGAAGCCUUCAAUUCUCUUCUACGCUAUAUUUACUACGGAGAGACUAAACUGCCGCCGCAAGAUGCAUUAUAUCUAUUCCAGGCUCCAUCAUUUUAUGGAUUAUCAAACAAUCGUUUACAAUCUUUUUGUAAAUACUCUCUAGAACAUAAUAUAACAUAUGAAAAUGUACUACAAACGCUUGAAGCUGCGGAUAUAACAAAAGUGUAUGAUAUCAAAGAACAUGCUUUGAAACUUAUAGUCAAAGAGUUUUCAACGGUAGCACGUUUACCCAAAAUGUCCACUCUUAGCCGAGAACUCUUGUUAGAAAUUAUUCAAGCUGUCGCCGACGCCCAUGGAGAAGUUCUUAUGUCAAAUGACUUAUCUUCAAUCAGUAUAAAUACCGAGCUUUGAAAGUUGAUAUUAUUGCAACCAGCGUUUAGUGUAUUACUAUCUUGGCUGAACACAAAUAAUUUUCGUUUGUAGUUUACAGCAAGGUAAAUUCCAUUGGAAGGGUUAAGUCAAAUUCCAUAAGAGUAUGUGAUAAAUUUUGUGAAAGAUUGUUUACCAGCUCAGAAGCAAGUUGAUUAAUUAAUGAAUAAUUCAUCAAUUCCUCCUAACGAUAGUCAUCGAUUUAUGAGUAGUAGUUAUUAUUUGGGUUGAAUCGGCACUAAAAUAAUAAUUUAUAAUUUAUAUAAUUACAAUGUAUGUCGCACGUGUAAAAUGCUACUCGAUUUUCAAAUAAAAAUGAGGUUGCGUAAU
This is a messenger RNA of Hermetia illucens (black soldier fly), 2919 nucleotides long. RefSeq names its product leucine-zipper-like transcriptional regulator 1 homolog (gene Lztr1). The record is from RefSeq and is a predicted model, not a curated record. Bases 16 to 2571 code for a protein of 851 amino acids. The transcript has 12 exons. Gene Ontology annotation, cellular component: Golgi apparatus. Gene Ontology annotation, molecular function: protein binding. Lineage: Eukaryota; Metazoa; Arthropoda; Insecta; Diptera; Stratiomyidae.